GUUCAAUUGAAGUUUAAUCAGUAAAGUUUACGUAAUAUUCUUUUGUUUGAAUUGAGUGUGUGAAAAUGCUGAUGAGGCUGAUUUUCAUUUUUCUACUGGCUCUGGUGCCAUUUCAUCAUAAUGCUGCAGUAGAAGCCAUUGAAGUAAGUGAGCUGAGGAAACUGGCAGCAAAGAACAAUGUGACAUGUAUCUUGGUGUUUGGAGAUUCAAGUGUAGAUCCCGGAAAUAACAAUCAUAUUUCUACUAUAAACAAGGCCGAUUACUUGCCUUAUGGGAUGGACCUUCCCAAUUCUCAACCUACUGGCAGGUUCUCUAAUGGAAAACUUGCCACUGACUUCAUUGCGGAGGCACUUGGUUAUGUGAACUUGACAAGAGGGUUUCUGGACCCACAAAUAAACAAGGUGGAUAUGCUACAUGGCAUUAGUUUUGCAUCGGCAGCUUCUGGUUAUGAUGAUCUCACUGCCAAUUUGUCUAAUGCAAUGACACUAGCCAAGCAAAGGGAGUAUCUCGGGCACUAUGAAAUCCACUUGAGGCAAAUGGUGGGAGCUGAGAAAGCAAAAGAAACCAUGAAGAAUGCACUAUAUAUAAUAAGUAUGGGCACUAAUGACUUCCUCCAAAAUUACUUUGUGGAACUUGUACGCUCAAAGCAAUACACGGUGGAACAGUACCAGAACUUCUUGAUCCAUUCCUUGUUCACUCACGUCAAGCUUGCACAUAUAUCGCUGUUCAAUCAGAUACUAUUAUUUUCCAUCAGCACAAGUAAAAGGAUAAUUCAUGGUCAAGGAGCAAGAAGAAUUGCAGUGGUGGGAGUUCCUCCUCUUGGGUGUGAACCACUUCUUAGAACCAUUCGGGAUGAUGAAACAAAGUGCGAUGAUGAUUUGAACAAAGUUGCUUUCUCUUUCAAUCUAAAAAUCAAAAGAGAAUUGCAAGCCCUUAAAAGAUUAUUUGGCAUUAAAGCUUCCUACAUAGACAUCUAUAGCAUCAUUCUUGAAGCAGUCCAAAAUCCCCAUAAAUUCGGUUUUACAGAGACGAGUAAGGGGUGCUGUGGGACAGGAACAACAGAGUAUGGAGAGACUUGUAAGGGAUUGAAAGCUUGUGCUGAUCGAACAAAGUUUGUGUUCUGGGACGCUGUUCAUCCCUCUGAGAAAAUGUAUAAGAUCAUGGCUGAUGAAGCUCUUAAAGCAAUAAAUGUUGAUUUACUCGACUAAUAAUCAUCUUUUUUAAAAAAAAAAAAAUCAUUUUGUUAAUUGUUAGUUUCCUACCAAUGUUAAUGUCGGGAAAAACUGUUUUGUUUAGUCGUGCCUGUGUCUAUGCUUUGUGGCUUAUUCCAGAUUGCAGGAAAAUUAGCUUCUGAAGUGGGGAACUUUGGAAUGUGUGGUUCUCCAAUUUGCGUGUUGAUUCAGUUGAAUAAAUCUAUUAAUUUUUUGUAAAA
This is a messenger RNA of Lycium barbarum (goji berry), 1432 nucleotides long. RefSeq names its product GDSL esterase/lipase At5g45950. The record is from RefSeq and is a predicted model, not a curated record. Bases 66 to 1208 code for a protein of 380 amino acids. The transcript has 6 exons. NCBI's taxonomy places the organism in Eukaryota, Viridiplantae, Streptophyta, Magnoliopsida, Solanales, Solanaceae. Gene Ontology annotation, molecular function: hydrolase activity, acting on ester bonds.